UUCGCGCGUUAGUCGACACCUACGCCCGUCGCCACACGAACGAUAAACUACCUAAAAUCCGAAUAAACUCAAUUUAAAUAACGUUUACAUGACAAAGGAAUCUAAAUGUUUUGUGCGGGUACAAUGCCCAAUGUUUGUGAAUGGUUUCAAGUGAACGAAGAGUUUUGGCGGGAAAAGGUGACAGCGAGUUUGACGGAUGAUAUCUCGACCGUUCAGCGCAUAUAGAACAAAGCAUGGCGUGGCGCGGCGGUGCGCGGCGCUAGCCUGGACCCAUGGGCAAGACCUCCGGGGGGCGCCCCGACACCGGCGUCCGCGCGCAGCGGUUCCAUAGCAGAAGAGAGUCAGGUGUCGCGUGGGGCCGUCGCAGCCGCUCGGGCGGCGCGUGCGGCGGCGCGGGCGCGCGCUCGGCCGGGCUGAGCGCGGCCGCGGGCGCAGCCGGGGCGUGGCGCCGGCGCGAGCGCGCCGCGCAGCCGCGUAGGCCCAUGGAGAUCCUCACUAGCAUCUACGCUUUGCUGUCUGGCGGGCAAGGGGUGAAUCCGAAAAUCGACUCUGUGGCAUUUCGACUGCACUGCGGGGCGACUACAGCUGCGCUGUUGGCGGCUAGCGCGGCGCUCACCACGCGACAUCUAGUGGGCAACCCCAUAGACUGCAUUCAUACGAGGGACAUACCAGAAGAUGUUCUGAACACCUACUGCUGGAUCCACUCGACGUUCACGGUCGCGGGCGAGGCGGGGGCGUACCCGGGGGUGCGGGGGGCGGGCACCUCCCCCAGGAGGUACGGCAAGUACUACCAAUGGGUGGCUUUCACGCUGUUCUUUCAGACAUAG
This is a messenger RNA of Plodia interpunctella (Indianmeal moth), 827 nucleotides long. Its product is annotated as innexin shaking-B-like. Lineage: Eukaryota; Metazoa; Arthropoda; Insecta; Lepidoptera; Pyralidae. The record is from RefSeq and is a predicted model, not a curated record. Bases 273 to 827 code for a protein of 184 amino acids. The transcript has 6 exons. Gene Ontology annotation, molecular function: gap junction channel activity. Gene Ontology annotation, cellular component: plasma membrane; gap junction.